Molecule: messenger RNA, 3201 nt
Organism: Haliotis rubra (blacklip abalone)
Lineage: Eukaryota; Metazoa; Mollusca; Gastropoda; Lepetellida; Haliotidae
Product: b(0,+)-type amino acid transporter 1-like
Exons: 13
Coding region: 263-1780 (505 amino acids)
Biological process (GO): amino acid transmembrane transport
Cellular component (GO): membrane
Molecular function (GO): L-amino acid transmembrane transporter activity
Source: RefSeq, a predicted model, not a curated record
CGGAUGAUAGCAUACUCCCCACUCAAACCAACAGGCGCAUACACACUGCCCUCUGCCCAGCACAUAAUGAUGUAUGUGUGACAAGACUCUGGUCGCAGUACUUUUGACGUAACAGUCUUCGCCGCCGGAUACAAUAACAAACAAUUAAAACACCUGGACAGUCGCUUGAACAUUUACCUGGGCGCUCACCUGUAUAUCUACCUGGACGCUCACCUGCAAAUUUACCUGGAACAUACCUAAGGGAUACUUGCUAUCUUGACAAAUGGAAAACGCUAAAUAUCCAGAUGGUGAGAACGGAGAUCUGGACACACUUCGACAGCGUCAGGUCAAGCCCCAAUAUGGCACCACUGACAGCGACACAAGUUCUGCCAAGGUGGAGGUCGGUCAGAAGGUGCAGAUGCAGCGAAAUGUGGGUCUGUUCAGUGGGAUCUCCAUCAUCGUGGGAACUAUCAUAGGGUCGGGUAUUUUCGUGUCCCCCAAGGGUGUUCUGAGGGACACGGGAUCCGUGGGACUCAGUCUGGUGGUGUGGACAGCAUCGGGACUCAUCGCGCUCCUGGGAGCACUGUGUUACUCCGAGCUGGGGACGCUGAUCCGUCUGUCGGGAGGGGAGUACGCCUACAUCCGCGCCGCCCUCGGCAACAUCCCCGCCUUCCUUUACUCAUGGACGUCCGUCAUAGUCAUCAGGACGUCGUCGCUGUCGAUCAUUACGUUGACGUUCGCCCAGUACGUGGAAAGUUUCUUCACCAUGUGUGGUUCACCUGUUGCACCGAACAAGAUCGUGGCGGCCAUUGCACUUAUUACGGUGGGUAUAGUAAACAGCUGGAGCACCAAGUUGGCCGCCAGGGUGCAGGUCAUCUUCACAGCCGCCAAACUCGUCGCUCUCGGCAUCAUCAUCGUCGGCGGUAUCGUCAAAAUGGCUGAAGGCAACACUGCCGUCCUGGAGGAAGGGUUUGAGGGUUCGACAACCUCACCAUCAACGAUAGCGCUGGCAUUUUACGGCGCAUUGUGGGCCUUUGACGGCUGGAACAAUCUCAAUUACGUUACAGAAGAACUUGAAGAUCCAGCCAAAAAUCUGCCACGUGCCAAUAUCCUCGGGGUCCUUCUCGUCACCAUCCUCUACGUCUUGACCAACAUCUCCUACCUCACCGUGAUGACUACACAGGAGCUGCUAAACUCCAAUGCAGUGGCUGUGACAUGGGGAGACCGUGUUCUCGGAGCUGCCGCCAUCAUCAUGCCUCUGUCUGUCAUGGUGUCAACGUUUGGGGCAGCCAAUGGAACAGCCUUCAGUGGAGGAAGAGUUGUGUAUGCCUCUGCCAGGGACAACAACCUGCCUGAGAUAUUGUCCUACAUCCAAGUCAAGCAGUUAACUCCCCUGCCCUCCAUGUUGUUCACAAUCUUCAUCGCCCUCCUCAUGAUCAUCCCCGGGGAUAUCAGCGGCCUCAUCGACUUCUUCAGCUUCACCGCCUGGAUGUUUUACGGCAUGACCUUCCUUUCCCUCAUCGUCCUUAGGUUCAGGAUGAAGGAUGCUGAACGGUCGUAUAAGGUUCCAAUCCCAAUCCCAAUCAUCAUGCUGCUGAUUUCUCUGUACCUGAUCAUUGCCCCAAUAGUGGAGGAUCCCAGGAUUGAGUUCCUGUACGCUUUCCUCUUUGUCAUCGGGGGUCUCAUCUUCUAUAUCCCACUUGUACAUUUCAACCUAAAGGUUCCAGGUUUUGAUAAAAUAACGGAAUGGUGUCAGUUGGUUUUAGAGAUUGUCCCAUCAAGGGUCGAGCCUGAUUCCUAAGAUGCCUACACGAUCCUUGGAGUUACCUCCAGUCUGUGAUAAGAACCCCUGCAGUUGUUACCAUCUGUUGAUACAGAGACGUAUGUGCUCUGCAUAUCUUGAAUUACAUAACGGUCAUUGCUAACCAGAAUAAUCAACUGACGAGUGGUUUAGGACUCUUUUAUGAAAGAAAGAGCAUUAUAAUGGCCAAAUGGAGAUUCAUAAUAUAUAGCAUUGCAAAUAGCAACAUUUCUAGAAAUUGUAAGAAAAUGUACAGUGUUUUGAAAUUAUAAGAACAUUUGAUGUGAAGCGUAGGCAAGGAUGAAAUAUGUUUGAAACGUAUUUUCUAAAGCUUCUUCUAAUAUCAGUGUCAGCAAGUCUUUACCUGUGCUGAUUUUAUGCUGAUGUACAUAUGAGCAGUACUACUGACUGAGUUUGGAUUUACGCCGCUUUUAGCAAUAUUCCAGCAAUAUCACGGCGGGGGACACCAGAAAUGGGCUUCACACAUUGUACCCAUGUGGGGAUUCGAACCCGGGUCUUCGGCGUGACGAGCCACCGCUUUAACCACUAGGCUACCCCACCGCCCCCUUGAGCAGUUUUAACUUAUGAAGAAGUCCAAUAGGUCACGCACGUAUAAUAUUCUCUACUUAAAGUUAAUGAAGACAAACUUACCACUCAGUUUAGUCAUAGCUAGGUACGCUGUCAGGUCCAAGUCUAAGAAUGAAGAAAGCCUAUUUAUCAACCACACUUAACAUUUCAAAUGAUUUUAUAUUAGAUGGACGUGUCCUGUUUACCCCCUUUCAGAUCGUCUAAUGUCACAGAACGCAGUUAAAUUCUGUAUAUUUACAAAGGAAUAUCCUUCGAAUGGUUCUACAUUGAUUUGUAAAUGUCAUUUUGGCAGUGUAGUUGUAGUUUACGUAUAUUUGACGGCCCUCUGUAUGUUUAGUAUAAAAGUAAGUUGAACAACACCCCAUUUUGUCACGUGACUAUAACUGCUCCGCCAUGUCAUGAUAAAUCAUUGUCAUACAAACAUUCAUCUUGUGGUUUUGAAACAUUUUUGGUAGCACAUAGAUAUUAUUAUUCAGCUAGUUUCGUUGCCAUUUUAAAAAAAUGUCAUUUUGGGAAAAUUGUAAUACAAUACCCUGCUAAUUACAAAAUCCUGGUUUUAGAUAGAAACGGGCUAACAAUGAGGGGUCAGUAUGCUCAAACAUCUCUUCAUGUGGCCCCAUGGUAAAAAUGUAUGGUAACAUUGUCAGUUAUCUGGGUUAUUACUGUACGAUGUACCUAUAUGUACCUACAUCGAGCGUUUGUUUCCACAAUGGAACUGUAUUGCAUUGGUUACGUUUCCUAUCAAGGAAGAUUUCAUUCACACGAAGGAGCAAUAUCCCAUCCCUGUAUCCCAGACGCAUCUGGUUUGUAUAAUAAAACAUUUUAUACUCAAA